Messenger RNA from Haliotis rufescens (red abalone), 1158 nucleotides. RefSeq lists its product as uncharacterized. Bases 151 to 1029 code for a protein of 292 amino acids. The record is from RefSeq and is a predicted model, not a curated record. The transcript has 5 exons. Lineage: Eukaryota; Metazoa; Mollusca; Gastropoda; Lepetellida; Haliotidae.
ACAAAGCUUUGCACUACGAUUCAUAAUCCGAGUUGGAGAAGACGUCAUUGAAACUAGAAGGCAUCUCGUGACUGCGAGUACACAUAUGCGCGUUGUUCAGAGUUAUCUUAAGGAAUGUUUGCCAGUUUUUAAAGAAACUCGUUAUCCCAAAUGGAGGGUGUGGUGGUGUUAUAUAUAACAUUAGCCCUUAUUGUUAACAUUAUAAGGGGGAAAAUACCACCACCGAACGUAUGUGGUUCAUUUUACCAUCAUAGACCAGAGUUUGAUAACAAACUUCUCAGCAAUGGAUUGCUUGAGAUCUUUUACCCUGGGAUGGGGUUCAAGUGGACGGAAUGCUUCACCAAGUGUUUUUACCACUCCAAGUGCAAUGUGGUUCUGCUGAACAGAAACAAUAACCAGUGCAAACUGUUUGACAACAACGACAAGGACCUUUCUAAUGCUAGUCCGGAUCCAGGCUCUCAGUACUGGGCAGCUGACUGUGAGUUCUACAAAGUACCCAACUCAGAUGCGUCGAGAGCGACUGGAUGUUCCAGCAUAGCGACGCCUGUAACGGACCCAAACUUCAUCAACAGCGUGUGUUACACAGGAGGAAGCUGGCUCACCAGGACGAUGUGUGGACAGACUCUGUGGGUAGAACCGACACAAACAGUUUUCAAGAUACCAUCUCCAUUGGUAACUGGUGUCACCAUUGAAGUCAUUGGAUCCCGACUUGUAGAGACGCCGAUCUAUCUCAUGUUAAAAGAUCCUAGUGAAACGAAGGUGGCUAGUUUGCUGUGGACGAACACAAACUGGGGGGGCUUCUCUAUCUAUAUAGAUGAUGAGGAACAAACUGGUGAUGAUGGGUCUUUCUCAAUACCCAGCCAAGAGGAAUUCACCUUGGUUGUCACUAUCACCAGCACCAAGUUCGAGGGAAUGCUGAACGGCGUCAGUUUCUACAGUGGCGAGAGACUCCUGCCCCUGGAAACUUACAAAUCGCUUCAUUCAGAUGGCUACCACUAUGUCAGGAAAAUACACAUUAUGUACCCUUAAUAUGGUACAGCAAAUGGUCGGUUGGUUGGUUUGUUGUUUAACGCCGCACUCAGCAAUAUUCCAGCUAUAUGAUGGCAGUCUGUAAAUAAUCGAGUCUGGACCAGACAAUCCAGUGAUUAAUAUCACGUG